Parnassius mnemosyne (clouded apollo) is the source of this 1668-nucleotide messenger RNA. The record is from the annotation of a GenBank genome assembly. Lineage: Eukaryota; Metazoa; Arthropoda; Insecta; Lepidoptera; Papilionidae.
AUGUGGAAGUGUAUCGUCUUAUUAUGUUUGAUAUCGGUGCUAGGGGGAGCGCAAACACGAGAAGCGAAGCUAGUAAAUAUAGCCCAGGGGCCCGUUCGCGGAUAUAAGGCACAAAAUGAUAAUUUCUAUGUCUUUUAUGGCAUACCGUACGCAAGAGCACCUACCGGCGAGCACAGAUUCAAGGCACCACUUCCUCCGCCGCAAUGGACAGAACCAUUCGAAGCCGUCAAUAAAGAUGUAAUUUGCCCACAAUGCGUACUACCUGAUUUGCCUUUCGAAAUAAAACUUAAGCAACAGGAAGACUGCCUAAUCGCCAAUAUAUACGUACCUGACACGGAUAAGAAGGAUUUACCUGUGGUUAUACAUGUUCAUGGAGGGGCAUAUCUAGUAGGAUAUGGCGAUUUAAUGACUGCAAAACAACUGGUCAAAGAAAAGAAUAUAAUAAUAGUUAAUUUCAAUUACCGUCUCGGUGUACAUGGUUUUCUAUGCCUAGGCACAGAAGAUGUACCCGGUAAUGCUGGCAUGAAGGACCAAGUCGCAUUGUUUCGUUGGGUGAAAAAAAAUAUUGCCAGUUUUGGCGGAAAUCCUGAUGAUAUUACAAUCAAUGGAUUUAGUGCAGGUUCAUCAUCGGUUGAUCUUCAUCUUGUUUCGCCGAUGACCAAAGGUCUUUUUAAUAAGGUUAUACCCGAAAGUGGAGCAAGUCUCUCUGUUUUUAGUGUACAAACUGACCCAAUAGGAAUUGCUUGGAAAUAUGCGAAAAUGCUUAACUUUACAAAUAAGAACAACGAUAUUUAUGAUUUAGAAAAUUUUUAUAAAUCAGCAUCAUACGAUACGUUAAAUUCUAUUAAUCUUUUAAAUGAGCCCGAUUCUACGUUUCUUUUUGUACCUUGUGUUGAAAGAGAACAAGGUGAAGAAAGAUUUCUUGACGACGCUCCAUUGAACGUUUUGAAAAGUGGCCGCAAUCAUAAACUACCAAUGUUAUUUGGAUUUGCUGAAAUGGAAGGAUUAUUUAGAAUGCCGCUUUUUGAAACCUGGUAUAGUAAAAUGAAUAAAAAUUUUGCCGUUUUCUUGCCCGGUGACCUUAAAUUUUCAAACGCAGAAGAAAAAGUAGAAGUCGCGCAGAGAAUUAAAGAGUUCUAUUUUGGUAAAAAACCAGUUGGCAAGGAUACUAUAUUUAGAUAUAUAGAUUAUUUUACGGAUGUUAUAUUUGCAUAUGGCACACUAAAGUCUGUUCAGUUGCAAGUGGAAUCUGGAAACAGCGGUAUAUAUUUAUAUGAAUAUUCCUUUGUGGAUGAUAACGUUCCGUUAGUACCCUACACAAGUGUGCGUGGUGCUAACCAUUGCGCACAAACAAUGGCUAUAGGAGACGAAUUUUUCCCAAAUGCUCCAGCUGAUACACAAGAUUUUACAAAUAUGAAGCAGUUGAUGAGAGAACUAUGGUUCAACUUUAUCACAACAGGGAAACCGGUUCCAGAGGGUUCAGACCUUCCAACGUGGCCGCCUACCGAUGCAAACGGUGGACCUCACAUGUCUCUCGAUAAGACGAUGAAACUGCGCGGACCUCUGAUACAGCAACGCUUUCUUUUUUGGGAUGCUAUUUAUGAGAAAUAUUAUGCAAUGCCCACCGCACCUCCUCCUCCAACUCCAAGACCUAAAACUGAACUAUAA